UUCUGCGAUUACCUCGCCUUGCGCACUCACACACACGUAUAAAUACUUAAGAAUUGAAAAAUCGAUGGAAGGUCAUCCUUGCUUUUGGGGCGAAGCAUUCGCAGAAUGGCUAUCCAAUCGAAACGAAUGCCUAAUUUCAUUCUUCUUCACUCCCUUGUUCAAAUUUUCAGGAUCGUUAACCAUUGGAGCAUAUCCAAUCUCAAUUCAGUUAUCACCCUUGCGCAUCGCAGUCCCAAUGUAUUCUUUCGAGAGUCUACAAACAAUUUUCUCUUAAUAAUUUUGAUCCUACAGUUUCCCUUCGAGAUAUCAUCACCCUUCGCGCAGAGGCCGAUUGGGGAAUGUUCUCAACUUGCUCUUCGCGUAGGGAAGCAAUUAUUUUAGGUUUUGGGCAAUUGAUCGCCCAAAUAUGAUGAUGAUGAUAAGUCCGUGCACUUUCCUUUGUUGGAUCAUCCUUACAAGCUCCUUCAAUAUUGAUGUGGUGCUUUCGAAAACAGAUUCCCAGCAAGUUUCAGCCCUCAAUGACAUGUAUCAGUAUUUGAAGCCCCAUUCCAAACUUGAUGGAUGGAAAUCCAAUGGAGGAAAUCCUUGUGAUGAUUCUUGGACGGGUGUCAAGUGUUCCGGUUCAGAUGUCACUGAAAUUAAUCUAUCUGGCUUGGGGCUCACUGGAUCACUUGGCUUCCAGCUUGAUAAGUUGGACAAAGUUACCUACUUUGAUGUGAGCAAAAACAACCUAAAGGACAACAUACCAUACCAACUUCCUCCUCGCACACAACACCUAGAUCUUUCUGGAAAUCAAUUUGGUGGAACUGUACCUUAUUCAAUUUCUCAGAUGACUGAGCUUAAAUCUAUGAAUCUUAAUCAUAAUAAGCUAAGUGGAUCACUGAGUGAUUUAUUUGGAAAACUUACAAAACUUACUGAGAUGGAUAUCUCCUACAAUUCAAUAUCAGGCAGUUUGCCUCAGAGUCUUAAAUCCCUCUCAAGCCUCAGCAAAUUGCAUAUACAGAACAAUCAGUUUACUGGAUCAAUAAAUGUUCUUGCGGAUCUUGAACUUGACGAUUUGAAUGUAGCAAACAACCAAUUUAAUGGAUGGAUUCCGAAUGAGCUGAAAGACAUCAAAAAAUUAGAGACUGGCGGAAAUAGUUGGUCUACUGGAUCAGCUCCUCCUCCACCUCCUGGGCAGAAAGCUAAACCACACACCAGGAACUCAGAUAAGGAAUCUGGAAAAUCUGGCCUGGGUAUAGGGGCCAUUGCAGGGAUAUUAUUGGGUGUUUUGUUGCUACUUAGUGUUAUAAUUGCUCUAUUGUCAAGGAAAAAAAGAUCAUCAUCUUCCUCCCAUUUUAUUGAAGAAGAUAAAUUUAGCCGACGUCAAACUUUUACUCCUCUUGCAUCUCAGGAGUUAUCUAGUAGCGUACGUGCCAACAUGCAGGAGGACUUCAGAGUUGCAGAGAAACAUUUGCAAACCUCUUCCUCAAUGGUUCUUAAGCGUCUUAAUUCAGAGCGUCACAAGUCUUUUAAUGAGAAGGAGAUGAAAAAUGUUCCACCUUCAGAUCAUGUCAAGUCGGCCAAUGAUAAAGAAUUCGCAAAUCCUAUGAAACAGAACAGUUCAGUUAAGUUAGAUCAUUAUCCUUUAGUUGAUUUGCAAAAUGCAACCAGUAACUUUGCAAGUUCUCGCCUUCUUGGUGAGGGAUCAAUUGGUCGAGUAUACAUGGCAAAAUAUCCGGAUGGCAAGGUUCUGGCGGUAAAGAAAAUAGACUCCUCCUUUUUCCGAGAUGGGCAGUGCACAGAAUUCACAGAAAUUGUUGGCAAUAUGUCCAAACUUCACCACACAAAUAUAGCUGAAGUUAUUGGUUAUUGUUCAGAGCAGGGACAUAAUAUGUUAAUCUUUGAGUAUUUUAGAAAUGGUUCACUUUAUGAAUUCCUUCAUGUGUCAGAUGACUUCAGCAAACCUCUUACAUGGAACACAAGAGUCAGAAUUGCUCUAGGGGUCGCCCGUGCUCUUGAGUACCUGCAUGAGGUUUGUUCUCCAUCAUGUCUCCACGGCAAUAUAAGAACUUCAAACAUUGUGCUCGAUGCUGAAUUGAAUUCUCGUCUCUGUGAGUGUGGCAUGGCAAUGUUUCAUCAGCGAUCAAGCAAAAACUUGGAUGCUGGAUACACUGCUCCAGAAUGCACAAAACCUUCUGCAUUUACUUUGAAGAGUGAUGUUUAUAGCUUCGGAGUUGUCAUGUUGGAACUGUUGACAGGGCGAAAGCCUUUUGACAGUUCAAAGCCAAGAUUAGAACAGUGUCUGGCCGAAUGGGCAUCGCCACAACUACAUGAUCUAGAUGCCUUAGAGCAAAUGGCUGAUCCUGCUCUGCGUGGACUUUAUCCUCCUAAAUCUCUCUCUAGAUUUGCCAAUGUGACUGCUCUGUGCGUUCAGCCGGAGCCAGAAUUUCGACCACAAAUGUCUGAGGUGGUCCGUUUAGUACAAAAGUCGAAUAUGAGCCAGAGAGGUGAUGAUGAUGAUUACUGAUAUAUACUUUCAGGUUCUCGGAGGAAAAAAAAGGAAGAAAAUCUUUUCAGACUUGAGAAGACGGGACUCCCAUUUUUUUUCUUACUUCAUCUUCUCCUUUUAGAAAAUCAAGUGUUUUUGGGUAGUGCAAACGCUUUCCAGUACUUUGAAGUCUAGUUGAAAGCAAUGAUCUGUUUGUCAUGGCAUAUCACGCCAAUAGCAGUCUCUUCUCUUGUUGAUAACUUCAUAUCCCCAUUCCAUUUUAUGUGGCUGGAUUUGAAGUACAAGGAUCAAGCUCGUUAAUUCUGUGUGAAUUUGGACACAAAUUCUUCAAUGUUUUUCUGAUCUGUGUUUUCUGUGGUGAUGCAAGAGGGAGAGUCAGUAGUUUAUGUUUCGAAUAUGGAAAGAGAUAUUGAGAUGGGAUCAAAUGCUGUUUUGUGCAA
Molecule: messenger RNA, 2931 nt
Organism: Solanum lycopersicum (tomato)
Lineage: Eukaryota; Viridiplantae; Streptophyta; Magnoliopsida; Solanales; Solanaceae
Product: protein STRUBBELIG-RECEPTOR FAMILY 5
Biological process (GO): protein phosphorylation
Molecular function (GO): protein binding; protein kinase activity; ATP binding
Source: RefSeq, a predicted model, not a curated record